GCCUUGGUCUUAUUCCUUAGUGCAUUCUAAUUAGGCAAGAAGUGACAGACAUGGCCGACUCCACGCUUAUCGCGUUGCUUCACAGCGUGGGACACGCAAAUGGUCUGGCAGACGAUUCAUUUAAUAACCUCGCCCAUGUCCCAGUGUUCCAACACUUUGCGCAUGUGUUGACAAAGGAAGACCACUAUAUUAGCCCUGAGGAUGCUGAAAUGGCACAAACGCAGCAAGCCUAUGAAAACAACCAAUACAUGGCUGAAGAAGAAGUACAGCAGCUUGUGGAGCUCAGACUCAGCAACCCGGAGCAAUUCGCAAACGAACUAGCAAACGAUCCCGAGCUACGGGAGCUAAUAGAGCAGAUAGUCAAGGAAGACGACGUGACUAAGCAAGGAGACGAGCACCUUUCCCGCUCCAAAACACAGCUCUCCAUUUUACAAGAAAGCGUACAGUCCAUACGACAGCAACAACAGCAAGCGGAGCAGGGCCUCGCACGGCAGAGCCGUACAUUGGAGCAUCUCGCAGCCUCGGCUGCCAACCGCAACGCCUCAGACAACCGCACUGUGCAAUCGGUCCAGGAGUGCGCACGCAUCAUGCAGGAGCUGCUGCACAAGUCCGCGGACCGCUGGCUGCUGCUGGUGCACCCACUGGACGAGCUGCGUGACGUGGAGAAGACCAUCACCGCCGAGAUCGCAAAGGCCAAGGAGCAGCUCUGCCCCGCCGACCUCGAGCGCCGCCUCUCCGAGCAGCAGGCGGCGCAGGGCGCGCUGCCCGACACGCCCUUCGCGCCCAGCGGUACGCGCAUGCUGACGGGGCUGGAGCCGGAGCAGUACGCGAGCGUGCUGGCGGAGGCGGGGCGCAUCGGCACCAGCGGCCGUAUGAUGCGCGACCGCACGGAGCGGCUGCAGGCGGAGCUGGCGGGGCUGCAGAGACAGGCGGAGCUGCUGCAGCAGAUCGCCGCCGAGGCUGCGGGCGGCUCGCGGCUGGGCGGGCUGGGCGGCUCCCUGGCUGCGGCGGAGUGGCAGCAGCAGCAGCGGGGCGACUCGGAGGCGCAGUGCCGGCUGCGGGAGGAGGCGGG
Molecule: messenger RNA, 1072 nt
Organism: Astrephomene gubernaculifera
Lineage: Eukaryota; Viridiplantae; Chlorophyta; Chlorophyceae; Chlamydomonadales; Astrephomenaceae
Source: the annotation of a GenBank genome assembly